This is a messenger RNA of Lolium perenne, 1803 nucleotides long. RefSeq names its product phloretin 4'-O-glucosyltransferase. Lineage: Eukaryota; Viridiplantae; Streptophyta; Magnoliopsida; Poales; Poaceae. The record is from RefSeq and is a predicted model, not a curated record. Gene Ontology annotation, molecular function: quercetin 3-O-glucosyltransferase activity; quercetin 7-O-glucosyltransferase activity.
CAAGUAGACUGAUCAUAAACAGACGCUCUCUGGACUCGCACAUCUCCCAGCAAUACUAGCCGGCCAUGUCGGCACCACACUUCCUCCUGUUGUCGUACCCGGCGCAGGGCCACAUAACACCGGCCCGGCACCUCGCGUUGCGCUUGCUGCGCGCCACGGGGGCCAGUGUCACCGUCUCCACCUCCAUCUCCGCUCACCGCAGGAUGUUCCCAGAGGCGGGCGAGCUGGAGCACGUCGACAGUGCCGGCGUCCGCUACAUGCCCUACUCGGAUGGCUAUGAUGACGGAAGGAAGGCCCUUGAUGACUCCGACUACAUUGCCCAUCUCAAUCUCGUGGGGCCCCGUGCGGUGGCCGCGGUGCUCGCGCGCCUCCGCGACGCCGGACGGCCCGUCACGCGUGUGGUGUACACUAUGCUCCUCUCAUGGGGCGCCGGCGUCGCCCGGGAGCACGGCGUACCAUCUGUGCUGUACUGGAUCCAGUCGGCCACCGUGCUGGCUUGCUACUUCCACGUCCUUGGUGGCACCGCCGGCGCUACGACCGACUUGACGGCGGCUGUCCACGUCCCAGGGCUCCCGGCAACGCUUCUCACGCGCGACCUGCCGUCGUUCCUCCUCACCGGCACGUCUGACGACGACCCGUUCGCCAUGGUGAACACGGCCUUCCGCGAGCUCUUCUUCGGCGACCACAGACCCACCGUGUUGGCCAACACGUUCGACGCCAUGGAGCCAGAGGCCGUGGCGACGCUCCGGCAGCACGGCCUUGACGUCCUCCCCGUCGGCCCCGUGCUCUCGUUCCUUGACGCCGGCCCGGCGGCGACCUCGUUGUCCCAAGGCAACGAUCUAUUCAAGCAGGAUGGCAAGGACUACCUUCAGUGGCUGGACGAGCGGCCGGCUGGGUCGGUGGUGUACAUCUCGUUCGGGAGUACGUCGGUGAUGAGCAAGCGGCAGAUCGCGGAGGUGGAUCGCGGCAUGACAGAAAGCGGCCGCCCGUUCCUGUGGGUGCUGAGGAAGGAUAACCCCCGCGGCGACGAGGAGCACGGCCACGGCGCCGGCGCCGGCAUUGUGGUGGAGUGGUGCGACCAGGGGAAGGUCCUGUCACACCCGGCAGUGGGGUGCUUCGUGACCCACUGCGGUUGGAACUCGACGCUAGAGAGCGUGUCGUGCGGGGUGCCCGUUGUGGGUGUCCCGCAGUGGUCGGACCAGGGCACUAACGCAUGGUUGAUGGAGCAGCUAGGCACCGGGGUCAGGGCCGUCGUGAGUGACAAGGAUGGCAUCCUGGACGCGGGCGAGCUGCAGAGGUGCCUUGGCCUCGCCACGUCCGAGGUGGUGCGCGCCAAGGCCAAGAUGUGGAGGGACAAGGCACGAGAAGCGGUGCUCGAGGGUGGCUCGUCGGACGUGAACCUCAAGGCCGCAUUCGUCGCCCCCUCAAACUAGCCAGCCAGUUUGUCUUUUCUUGUUCAACAACGUCAAUCUUCGUCUCAAUAAACCCUCUGGGGUCCCUUCUCCUCGUCGGCAAUGCCGCCGGUCAGCUCUGCCUCCAAUGGCCUUGGUUUUUUGGAGGUGUUGCGGACCACGGACUCUCGCCAGCGGGAAGUUUUAAUUCUUUAUUUUGGUUGUUUUUGGUGUCUUUGUCGAGAUGGUGAGGCUACGGCUGCAUCCUGAAGUUCGAAUAAGGUUAUCUAUGCCUUAUCCUCAUUCCGGUAGUGCUGGCGAAGGACGCGUGGAAUAGUGUGUCUGUUGGAUCUCCCAGGAUCCGAUCGGUUUUCGUGUUUGUUGGUCUAUUUUCAUGUCAGUCAACUCCGAU